Molecule: messenger RNA, 1536 nt
Organism: Thermothelomyces thermophilus ATCC 42464
Lineage: Eukaryota; Fungi; Ascomycota; Sordariomycetes; Sordariales; Chaetomiaceae
Exons: 1
Coding region: 85-1314 (409 amino acids)
Source: RefSeq, a predicted model, not a curated record
ACAGAGGAAAUACAUCAGACGACGGCGUUGCGGUACCAUCAGCCGCGCGAACCCCCCCCCCCCAACCUUGGAUCCUCGAACAAGAUGAGCCUCGCGACCGCAGCGCCCGCCCAGGGCCGCGGUGCAAUUCCAGCGCUAGCCGAGUCGUCGGACCCGCAGCGAGAUCCAGGCGCGACCAGCGGCGAUGCCCAGCGGGAGCUUGAGAAGAAGAAGAGGCGCAGCCUGUUCGGGUUCGGCAAGAAGAAGACGACGGAGGCGCCCGCCAAGGCCGCGCCUCCCAGCAGCAAGCCCCCGCCGCCGGCCACAGGCCGCACAACGGCGGCGUCCCCCGUCCGGACAGACCACCCCCCCUUAUCGCCCUCCUCCCCGGGCCGUCCGGGCUUCGCUUCGUCCCCGCGCCUCGCCUCGCCCGCCGGCAGCCAGAUCUUCGAGCGCGACGUCCAAGAAAGCGCCACCUCCCUAAUCCCGAGCUCCCCCGCCAUCCCCUCGCACAUCCGGACUGAGAACCACGUCCCCCCGGUCCUCGACGCCUCCUCGGAGGCCAUCACCGACGACCAUCUCAACCCCGACUCCGUCGAGAUCAUCACUCACACCUCGCACCAGCCCGCCGCCCUCGCCGUGACCGGCGGCCUCGGCCCCUACCCCGCGGCCGCGCCGACCGAGGCUUCCUGGGCCGACGAGCUCGCCGCCUUCUCCGCCUCCGACAACAACACCAACCCGGCCGCGGCCGCCACCCCAGCCACCGCCGAGACGGCGUCCAACUACGGCAGCUUCGACACCACCGACGUCCGCCGCCUCUCCUUCAUCUCUUUCGCCGACGUCGUCCUGGCCGAGCAGAGCCAGAACGAGCGCUUCUUCGGCGCCGGCGGCGGCAGCCCCUCGCGCGAGAGCACGUACCUUGCCGGCCUCUCCUCCUUCCCACACGCCGCCGCCUCGGCCUCCGCGGGGGCCAACCACCCGCGCUCCGCCUCCCCGAUCCGCUCCCCCGUCUCUUCCUCCGGCACCGGCCGCCCGGGCAGUGUCAGCCCGCCCACCAGCAAGAGCGGGUCCGUCCAGGGCUUCGACCUCUCCGCCGCCGCCGCCGCCGCCCGCGUCCGCGGCUCCUCCCCCGCCGGGAGGGCCCCUUCGUCCCUCGGCAGCCCCACCAGCCUGCUGAGCAUGCAGCUGUCGUCCCCCGGCGCCGGCGGGGGGACCGUCAACGGCGAGAUUGCCAUCGAGACCAUGACCCAGGCGCUGAGGCGGACGGGGAGCGGGGACAUGAGCAUCGGCGGUGGCGGCGGCCUGAGGAGUUUCCCGGCGAGUCCGACAAUUUGAAUCUAAUAUUCCCGGAUGUUUUCAUUCCCUCUUUUUUUUCCUGGCUUCGCCCGCUCCUCGGAAGAAGAGAGGCUCAUCAACCCCCUUAUUUUGGGUUGAGGCGGAAAGGCGGAUAGGACGAAACCGGGGGACUGGUGGGGGAAAGGUGGUGGUUUGUGUGACGAGAACCGACGGACGGCUGGCAAUUUUUUUUCUUUUCUUUCUUGAAAGAGGUCUGGCCCA